GGGCUGGCAAGGUUUGAUUGCAUAUGGAUGUCAUUCCCUUGUACUAGUAGUUGAUUCCAACACUGCCCAAACUUUACAAGUUUUGGAAAGGCACAAAGCCAGCGUUGUCAAGGUUAAAUGGGCUAAAGAAAACUACCAUCACAACAUUGGCUCUCCAUAUUCUCUGCGUUUAGCCUCUGCUGAUGCCACUGGAAAAAUAAUUGUUUGGGAUGUGGCAACAGGAACAGCUCGCUGUGAAAUACAGGAGCAUACAAAACCAAUCCAAGACAUGCAAUGGUUGUGGAAUCAGGAUGCUUCCCGAGACUUACUCCUAGCAGUUCAUCCACCAAACUAUAUUGUCCUGUGGAAUGCAGACACAGGCACCAAGCUCUGGAAGAAAAGUUAUGCAGAAAACAUUCUUUCCUUUUCAUUCGACCCCUUUGAUCCUUCACAUUUAGCUUUGCUCACCAGUGAGGGCAUAGUGUUCGUCUCAGACUUCUCUCCUUCCAAGGCUCCUGCCAGUUCAGGGAAAAAAGUAUACAUCUCUAGUCCACAUUCUAGUCCUUCUCACAAGCUGGUUGCUGCUACAGGAGCUAAAAAAGCCCUUGAUAAAGUAAAAAUUCUAAUCAGUAAUGAAAAACCAAGUGCUGAGUCCGUAACCCUGAAUGACUGCCUUCAGUUGUCAUACCUCCCUUCGAAAAGAAACUACAUGUUGCUACUCUAUCCCAGAGAAAUUUUGAUUCUUGACCUGGAAGUGAACCAGACAGUGGGUGUGAUAGCAAUUGAAAGAACAGGGAUACCUUUUCUACAGGUAAUUCCCUGCUUUCAACGUGAUGGUUUGUUUUGCCUACAUGAAAAUGGAUGUAUAACUUUAAGAGUUCGCAGACUGAACAGUAUAAUUGGCUCUCCAAAUGAGGAACCAGAUCCAGAUCCGGUUCAGGAGCUGAUCUAUGAUUUACGAAGUCAGUGUGAUGCAAUUAGGGUAACAAAGACAGUUCGCCCAUUCAGCAUGGUUUGUUGCCCAGUGAAUGAAAACUCUGCAGCUCUCAUUGUCAGUGAUGGCAGGGUAAUGAUAUGGGAACUGAAGUCUACCAUUUCUGGCAGAAGCUUACGUGUCAGCAAUUCAAGUGUAUCACCUUUGUAUUCGCCAGCCUCUUUCUGUGGAAUCCCUGUAGGAGCAUUCCAGAACAAACUUCCAGACCUUUCACUAGAUAACAUGAUAGGACAAGGCACAGUGGCUGAAGAACAGUUAAAAAAUUCUUUAUUGCAAGAAGUUCAUCUGAAAUUUCUGCUGACGGGGCUGCUUUCAGGGCUUCCCCUGCCUCAGUUUGCUAUCCGUAUGUGUCCACCUCUUACAACAAAAAACCUAAAGCAGUAUCAAGCACUCCUAGCUGUUGGGACAAGCAAUGGCUCCGUCUUGGUGUAUAAUCUUACCAGUGGACUGCUACACAAGGAGUUAAGCAUUCAUUCCUGCGAAGUCAAAGCCAUUGAAUGGGUCAGCUUGACUGGUUUCCUCUCCUUUGCUACAUCAGCACCCAACAAUUUGGGGUUAGUACGGAAUGAGCUGCAGCUGGUUGAUCUCCCAACAGGCAGGAGCAUUGCAUUCCGUGGGGAACGAGGCAAUGAUGAACCAGCCAUUGAAAUGAUAAAGGUGUCUCAUUUGAAGCAGUACCUAGCUGUAGUAUUUAAAGACAAACCUCUGGAAAUCUGGGAUGUGAGGACAUGUACUCUUCUUAGAGAAAUGCCAAAAAACUUCCCUGUGGUGACUGCUUUGGAAUGGUCACCUUCCCAUAACUUGAAGAGUUUAAGAAAAAAACAGCUUGCAGCCCGUGAAGCGAUGGCCCGACAGACGGUUGCAUCCGAUACAGAACUUAUUAGUGUGGAAUCUUCUGUUAUCAGCUUAUUACAGGAGGCCGAAAGUAAAUCUGAGCUGAGUCAGAACAUUUCUGCCAGAGAGCACUUUGUGUUUACAGAUACCGAUGGGCAGAUUUAUUAUCUCACAGUAGAGGGAAACUCGGUAAAAGACAGUGCAAGAAUUCCUCCUGAUGGAAACAUGGGAAGUAUUACUUGUAUUGCGUGGAAAGGAGAUACCCUGGUUCUCGGAGAUGUUGAUGGAAACUUAAACUUUUGGGAUUUAAAAGCUAGAGUAUCCAGGGGGAUCCCUACCCACCGAGGCUGGGUGAGAAAAAUACGCUUUGCCCCUGGAAAAGGAAACCAAAAACUGAUAUCCUUGUUCAAUGAUGGAGCUGAAGUUUGGGAUGCAAAAGAGGUACAGAUGGUGAGCAGUUUAAGAAGUGGGAGAAAUGUCAACUUCCGAAUACUGGAUGUAGAUUGGUGUACAUCAGAUAAAGUGAUUUUGGCAUCAGAUGAUGGGUGCAUCAGAGUUCUAGAGAUGUCUAUGAAGCCAUCAUGCUUUAAAAUGGAUGAGCAAGAGUUGACAGAACCUGUGUGGUGUCCUUAUCUCCUUGUUCCACGGGCCUCAUUAGCUUUAAAAGCAUUUUUGCUGCACCAGCCAUGGAAUGAUAAAUAUUCUCUAGAUAUUUUUCAUGUUGAUUAUCCAGAGAAUGAAAAUGUUAAGAAACUGAUUCAAGAACAGUUAAAUUCAUUGUCCAAUGACAUCAAGAAACUUUUGCUUGAUCCUGAAUUUACUGUCUUGCAAAGGUGCCUCCUGCUUUCAAGACUCUAUGGUGAUGAAUCUGAACUGCAUUUCUGGACCGUUGCUGCCCAUUAUUUGCAUAAUUUAUACCAGGAAAAAGUGCAAACUGCAAAAACUACAGACACAAUUAUUCUUCCAGAAAAAUUGGUCAAUCCAUUGGAUAUAUGUUAUGAUAUACUGUGUGAAAAUUCCUAUUUUCAGAAAUUUCAGCUUGAAAGAGUAAAUCUACAGGAAGUUAAAAGAUCAACUUAUGAUCAUACUAGGAAAUGUGCUGACCAACUCCUCCUCCUUGGACAGACUGACAGAGCAGUACAACUUCUGUUAGAGACAAGUGCAGAAAAUCCACAUUAUUACUGUGAUUCACUGAAGGCCUGUUUGGUCACAACAGUCACUUCAUCAGGUCCUUCUCAAAGCACUAUUAAACUGGUAGCAACUAAUAUGAUAGCAAAUGGAAAGCUGGCAGAGGGAGUGCAGUUGCUGUGUCUGAUAGAUAAAGCUGCUGACGCCUGUCGCUAUUUGCAAACCUACGGUGAAUGGAAUCGUGCAGCUUGGCUUGCAAAAGUUCGUUUAAACGCAGAGGAGUGUGCUGAUGUCUUGAAGCGCUGGGUGGAUCACCUUUGCUCUCCACAAAUCAACCAAAAAUCAAAGGCCAUCCUUGUCCUCUUGUCACUUGGAUGCUUUACAAGAGUCGCAGAGAUGCUUCACAGCAUGAGGUAUUUUGAUAGAGCUGCUUUAUUUGUUGAAGCUUGUCUGAGGUAUGAUGCAAUAGAAGUUAAUGAAGAUACAAAUAAAUUGAUCCAUGCGAUAUUUGCAGAUUAUGCCAGAAGCUUGAAGACACUGGGUUUUAAACAUGGAUCAAUUCAGUUUGCCUCGAAAGCAGGAGCAGCUGGCAAAGAUCUAUUGAAUGAGCUUGAACAACCUAAACAGGAAGUGACUAAAGGAUGACAACUCUAAGCUAAAUCACAAAAAAAAAAAAAAAAAUUCUCAUCAGACAGGGUGUUUUUGACACUUUCAAGACUGAGAUUACAUUGUAUGAAAAUAACUUCUUUGGGCCAUGACACUAGGGGUCAAAUAUAUGAUGUGUUUCACUUGAGCAGCACUUUCUUUUGCAAUGUAUGGUGGCAUUGUUAUAGAGCUUGUCAUUAAGUAGUUCUUAUUUAUCUCAAAGACAUUUUUUAAAUUAUGUUUGUUUUGGGGAAGAAACACGGGAAGAUUUAGAAAACAAAUUGUAGGACUAAAUGUUGCUGCUUUGACCAUAUAAUUAACAUUCCAAAAUUCACUGGCAGAUUUGAGGGACAACAUUCUUUUUUUUUUGUUUCUUUUUUUCCAAAAGAGGCCUUUUAUAAAAAUGAAGAUUUGUCUUUGCAAUUUGUGCAUAUGAUGCAUUCCGUACUUUAAAAACAGCAAAUAUUUAAGGAAUAAAUUUGGAUGGCAAACAUGCAUUACUUUUCUUGCCUUGAAAACUGUACACUUCCUAAUUCCACAAUUACAUUUUGAUAAGCCUGGAAUAUUGUCAUUCCCAUUGUUGGCUGUGAAUAGUAUCUUUGAAAGCUAUAAUUCUAUGAAGCUCCUAAACAGUUUAUAAAACAUAUCAAAACGUGUUCUUUCUACACUGUGUGUGUGGUUAUGGAUUCUGAGAGAUCCUUACAUUGUGUAUUAUUUUAAAACUGAAUCCCUCUCCAUGCCUUAAAGUCUAAAUCCUGCCCUAUAUGGGUUGUUAUGUGGGAUCAAAAGAACAGAAAAAGAUAUUCUCAUACAAGCAGAAGGAGAGAAUCCCUUCAAAAGCAUUCAAGAAGCUUUUAAAGUACUUGAUAUUGAACCAUUUCUGCAGUUCUCUAGCUGUUGUGACUUAGCUUGUUGUUGACUGGGCUCCCAGCAGUGGUAGGUAACUACAGAAAGCAUUAUGUGCAACAGGGCAUGGUCUAUUAUAUCAGCCUCUGGUUUACUCUGCGGAAGGUUAGCAAGGUUGGCAGGACUCAUGUAACUGAAGAUGCCUAGGUGGAAUUCAUCCACAGCAUGCUAGCUACUUAUCUGACAGUGUUUUUUGCAUUAUUUCUUAUGGCAGAUAUAUCAAUUUUCUUUUAUACCUGCAUUACGAACUUUUGUGUAACAGAAAAUUAUCUGCUGAAAUAUGAUUUGCUUUGAAUGUUAAGUUGCACUUAUAAAAUGAAGGGUAAGUGCACUGCAACUACUGUUGGCUAAAGAACCUGUAGUUUUUUGUAAAAAUAAGUUACUGUAACUAACUAAAAAGUGAUACUAUAAAGAUACUUUAAAGAAACAUAUCACUUAAAUCAUCAGUUGAGUUUCUAAAAGUAAUAGAAUAUAGAGUUUCCAUAUGUCUGCAUAUUUAGUUGCAUCUCUUAACUCCAUAAAAGUUUUUAAGUCAAAGCCAAAUUGGCAUUUCUGAUAACAUUUCAAAAGGUUGGUAUUUUCAGUACAUGGUGGUUUUUAUAUAAAUAGAAAAUGUGAGUUUCAUUUAUAUAAACAGGAAAUUGAAUGUUUUAAGUAUAAUGUAUCUGAUUUCUUCCUGCCACAUGUUCCACAUACCAUAUUGUACAUUCCUUUCCAUGUAUUAUAAACAAAGCUUAUAUAAUUAUGUUAGCUUGGAAAAAUAAAUAUACAAUCCAAAUUGCCUUAGGCAUUAACUUUUAAGCAACCAAGAGAGUUAGGUAAAAUAAAUAUAACUAACUGUGGGUUAAAUUCUGGCACCUUCACUCACAUUGAGUAGUACAUCACUCCUAAAUUGCUUCUAUUGUUUUCAAUAGGACCAUUCAUAGGUUAUAAUACUACUCAGUAUAAGAAACCACUUUGGAAUCUGUCCCUAAACAAAUCCUGGGAGGUUUUCGUCAGAAGGUCUCUGGAAAAAAAAAUCUACGUAUGCUUCACUGUACAGUUGGAAUUUUAGAUCUGGUUUAAUGUGAUUUUAAAAGAAAAGCAGUUAUUGAAAAUGCCUUCCAUUUGCUGAAUGUGUUUCUAUGUGCUUUUCAGUGUGACGGUUGUACUUAUUGCACAAGAAUGUGGUGUUUUUAUUUGUUUUGUUUUUUUUUCUCCUGUUACCGUUGUAUGCAAACUCUGGAUGGUGUAAAAAUCAUUGCAAAAAUUUGUUUGGCUGUUAACAUAGUCACAGUAAUAAAAAUAGACUUUGGAAA
Alligator sinensis (Chinese alligator) is the source of this 5784-nucleotide messenger RNA. It is a transcript of the gene WDR11, whose product is annotated as WD repeat domain 11. Gene Ontology annotation, molecular function: protein binding. Gene Ontology annotation, cellular component: cytoplasm. Lineage: Eukaryota; Metazoa; Chordata; Crocodylia; Alligatoridae. The record is from RefSeq and is a predicted model, not a curated record. The transcript is spliced from 28 exons. The annotation marks the transcript as partial.